Vespa velutina is the source of this 2935-nucleotide messenger RNA. It is a transcript of the gene fd102C, whose product is annotated as forkhead box protein C1. Gene Ontology annotation, molecular function: DNA-binding transcription factor activity, RNA polymerase II-specific; RNA polymerase II cis-regulatory region sequence-specific DNA binding. Gene Ontology annotation, biological process: regulation of transcription by RNA polymerase II; cell differentiation; anatomical structure morphogenesis. The coding region runs from base 125 to 1477 and encodes 450 amino acids. NCBI's taxonomy places the organism in Eukaryota, Metazoa, Arthropoda, Insecta, Hymenoptera, Vespidae. The transcript has a single exon. The record is from RefSeq and is a predicted model, not a curated record.
AAAGAAAGAAAGAAAUCAAAAACUACGAGGGAAAAACUGUUCGAAUUAUCUCUUCUUCUUUAACGUAUAGUAAAAGAAGAAGAAAAAAAAGGAAAGAAGGAAACAAAUUGAACAAUUAAAAAUAAUGUGCAGCAACGAAAGUCCACCGCCAGCUAAGGAACCAUUGGCCGUUGGAUUGGGUAAUCCAAUGGCCGGUUUCUUACCAGGAUUGGAACAUUAUCGUCUUCAACUUUAUCAUUAUGCCAUGGCCGAGAGAUUACGUUUGGCCCAACAAUUACAUCCUCAACAUCCUGGUGUCGGUCAUCCACCGUCGGGUUCACCGGGACAUCUUGGAAUGGGCGCCGCUUUUCCCGCACCAUUGCCAUUGUAUCCAGCUGCAGCGGCUGGAUAUCCAAGUCGAUUGGCAUUAUCAAUGGCAUUACUUCAUCCCCAUCAUCAGAGAAUACCGGAGGAACCGAAACCCCAACACAGUUAUAUCGGUUUAAUAGCUAUGGCUAUAUUGUCAUCACCGGAAAAAAAAUUGGUCCUUUCGGAUAUCUAUCAGCAUAUACUCGAACAUUAUCCAUAUUUUCGUACCCGCGGUCCAGGCUGGAGAAAUUCCAUAAGACAUAAUCUCUCGUUGAACGAUUGUUUCGUUAAAUCGGGUAGAAGUGCCAACGGGAAGGGUCAUUAUUGGGCUAUUCAUCCGGCAAAUCUCGAGGAUUUUAGACGCGGUGAUUUUCGUAGACGUAAAGCCCAAAGAAAGGUACGAAGGCAUAUGGGUUUAGCCGUUGACGAGGAACCUGACAGUCCUAGUCCACCACCAUUGCCAGCUACACCACCACCUUCCGCAUCGGCGUUAGUUGGUCCAACCGUUGCUUCUCAACAGAUCACGGGAAUUUGGACGAGUCCUGCGCCACCGCCGCCCCCUCCACCUCCGCAUUCUCAUCAUCAUCAUCACCAUCAUCAUCAUCAUCAUCAUCAACAGCAGCAACAACAACAACAACAACAACAGCAACAACAGCAACAGCAACAACAACAGCAACAACAGCAACAACAUACUUUUCAAAAUCGUUCGAUCAGACAAUCGUCGUCUCUUCAACCAUCGAGAAAACGACAGUUCGACGUAGCUUCUCUAUUGGCGCCGGACGAUCAACAUCACAUCGAGUCGGAUUUAAGAUCGAACAAAUCAAGAAGAUUCAGUUGCAGCGAGGAAGACGAAUUACAUGAUCUUCAAGAACACGAACAGGAACAAGACGAGGACGUUGACGUAGACGUCGACGUUGACGUUGUAGCUGAGAGCAAUGCUAUUCCGUCGCCGAACGGGACAACGCCAUCGGCCAGUCCAGAGGCGAAAUUGGUCUCACCGAUUGGACAUUGGAACGAUCGGAGUUUACAAACUGGACCACAACAAUUGCCAUCCCUUCAUCUUCACAAUCACGUACACGUUAGGAAUUAUUACGUACCGGCAAACGCCAGUAACGCUUCUGGUGUCUAAUAGAAUCUCGAAAUAUGUGUUGCGUGUGUGUGUAUGUGUGUGUGUGCGUGUGUGCGUGCGUACGUGCGUGCGUGCGUGCAUAUAUGCAUGUGCGUUUAUGUGCGUGUAUACAUCUAUCUCUCUUUCUCUUCGACGAAAUGAAAUUUCAAAAGAGUGUCUGAAAAUUAUCAAAAACAAAAAAAAACCCUCCUACCCCCACCCCCCCCCCCGAAAAAAAAAACAUAAAAAUAAUAAACAAAAAAUGAACGUCGUUUAGAUACGUACACAUAGUGAUUUCCAUCGAUACCCUUAUGUGAAAGUUUGAUUUAACAUCGACGAACGAUUAAGUGCAAUAAGCCCCUAUCUGUUCUUAUCAAGAUCAUCAGGGAGACUGAUGCUUCUUAAAAAUGAAGAAGAAAAAGAAUACAGAGAGAGAGAGAGAGAGAGAGAGAGAGAGAGAGAGAGAGAAGGAUUUAUAAUUACAUACUUGUAAAUAGAUAUAAAAUCGAGUCAAAGAUCUCUCACGUAUGUUCAAAGUGUAAUAUAAAGAAGGAAGGAAUAAAGGAAAAGAAUAAACAAACAAUUCGCAUAGAUAGAUUAUACGUAGUGGUAUUGUAAAAAUAGACAUUGUUUUCUUUCUUUUAUUUUUUUUUUUUCUGUUUUUUUUUUUUUCGAUGUACCAAACGAAAAGAAUAGGAGGAAAAAAAAAGAAAAAGAAAAAAGAACAAAAAUAAAAGUGUAUCAUCAUCUGUACAAAGAAUCUCCGUAUAUUCACGUUUGUUUGUAUGUAUGUAUGUAUGUAUGCAUGUAUGCAAAUGUAUGUAUGAUAAGUAUGUAUGUAUAUGUGUAUGCGAUUGGAUAUCGCUCGACCAGUGUCUAGCGAUAAGAAACAAUGAUCAUCGUCAUUGUCAUCGUCAUCCUCAUCGUCAUCACCACUAUCAUCAUUAUCAUCAUCAUCAUCAUCAACAUCAUCAUCAUCAUCAUCAUCAUCAUCAUCAUCAUCCAGUGAAAAAAAUUGAAGAAGAAGGAGGAAAAGUGAUGUGAACGAAUAUAAUUCGAUGUUAAAAAGACUUAGAAAGACAAUUUUUGUUUCCUUUUUUCUAUUCAUUUAUUUAUUUUUUCUUUUCUUUUUUCUUUUUUCCUUUUUCUUUUUUCUUAUUUCUUUUUCUUUUUUUUUUUUCUUUUCCCCUUAAACAAAUUCGAUGUACAUCGUUAAAACGCGAGUUUUCGUCGUCGUAUAUCGCGAAUUGUCUCUCUCGAUUGAUUAAGCCGAAAAAAAGAGAAAAAGAAAAAAAAAAAAAAAGAAAGAAAGAAAGGAAAAAAGAAGAAAGAAAAGAGAAAAAAAACUUCGCCAACGAAAGAAAGAAAAACAUGAUGAAUAAAAAAAUAAACAAACAAAUAAAUGAACGAAAGUGACAAGAUCGCGCGAGCCUACCUAUAGAAAGUGAUUUAACAAAUAAAUAAAUUUAAUAAAGUCUC